Molecule: messenger RNA, 1786 nt
Organism: Psylliodes chrysocephalus
Lineage: Eukaryota; Metazoa; Arthropoda; Insecta; Coleoptera; Chrysomelidae
Source: the annotation of a GenBank genome assembly
CUUUUAUGUUCGUAUAUCUCCGUUUGAGUUUUCAAAAAUGUUAUCAAAAUUAAGGAAGUUUUAGCUAUAAGUGUUUGUUAAGAGUUUGAGCGUAGAUAAUACAAAAUAUCGAAUAAAAUUUAUUAAUUUGACCGAAAGAUAAAAUCACGUUGAUUUCUAGUGGAUAUAUGCCGGACAAUCUUCUACUUCCCGUGAACUACAUCGUAAUGGCAGAAGCCGAACCCGACCUAAGUACCUUCGAAAACAAAACUGGCCUUGCCGAAGACAUGAAGUUUUUGGCAUCCAUGCCAGAACUUUGUGACGUCACCUUCCUUGUAGGAGAUACCCGAGAACCCGUUUGUGCUGUAAAAGCUGUGUUAGCUGCCCGAUCCAGAGUUUUCCACAAAAUGUUAUACCAGGCUCCCAGUCCCCAACGCAGAAAGGAUCCUCCACCUAGGGAAAAUAAACUACGUCUGUUUUUGAAAAGAUCUUCAGAACCCCUACUCAAUUUACAAAACGCAACACAGCAGCCGAACUCGCAGCAACAUCAAACUCUGAUUAUUGAAGAAUUUGAACCUGACGUUUUCCGGCAGUUAAUCGAAUACAUUCACACUGGAUGUGUUACAUUACAACCCAGAACGCUUUUAGGUGUUAUGAAUGCCGCUGAUUAUUAUGGAUUGGAUGAACUCCGUAGAGCUUGUGCAGGUUUUGUGCAAUGUUGUAUAAAUGUUGAUACAGUUUGCGCGCUUUUGGCGUCCGCUGAGCGAUAUAUCCAGUAUAAAUGUACAAAAUCAUUGGUGCAAAAGGUAUUAGAGUUUGUUGACGAACACGGAAAUGAAGUAUUAAAUUUGGGAUCAUUUACACUUUUACCUCAGCAUGUGGUGAGGCUUAUUUUGGCUAGGGAAGAAUUACAAGCAGAUGAAUUUACAAAAUUCCAGGCUGCUCUUAUGUGGGGAAAGAAAUACUGUGACAAUAAUCCCAACACAAGUAUCAAAGAAGUGCUAGGAAAUUUCCUGGAAUACAUCCAGUUUCAUAAAAUCCCUACAAACGUUUUAAUGAGAGAGAUAUAUCCCUUAGGUUUACUGCCUCAGAACCUCUUUGUAAAUGCUUUAGCGUACCAGGCAGACCCAACAAGUGUCGACCCCGGAAAACUCUCUCCAAAUCGGGUAAGACGUCAAGCACAAGGUCGUUCAAUGUCAGUUCAGAGCACAGAUCCCUACGGAUCUAACACGACAUUGAGCAGCAGCCAAUCCAGUGAGCUAGCUUCUUCAGAUGGCAAGCAUUCUUCCAACUAACAUAAGGCCACUGCUGCGCCUCCACCCCCUCCUUCGAUAUCUGUAUCACCCUCCCCCAAGCACUACCCCAUACAACCCCCCGCCGUCACAAUAUCAUCCUCCUCGCCGUCCUCCACUCCCCAAUCUUCACCAGCUCAUUCUUUUACUUUUACAAUUGUUUUGAAGAAAGUUACUCCAAAAGAACAUAAGGAAACAACUUCUUCAGAAAAUCUUGUAUAAUUUGCUUAUUAUAACAACCAAGUAAAUUCUGGAAUAUGAUAAAUAUGGCUUCAUUUCAACAUUAUCAAUUAGCAAUUUUCAUUGGUUCGAAGUAUUACAACAUUUUGGUAAUUUAUUUUUGAUUUUAUACAUUAAAAAAGAAUUAUUAUCCAUACUAGACAGUGGCGCAUCCCGAGUUUAAGUCUGGGCUGGAUACAGGGGCGGCUCAUGAGCAAAAAUUUGGGGGUUCACAGUAGCAGAAUAUAGAUCCCGAUACAGAUAUAAGUAAAAAACUGUCAGUGUUUUAGAAAGGU